Messenger RNA from Prorocentrum cordatum, 1665 nucleotides. The record is from the annotation of a GenBank genome assembly. NCBI's taxonomy places the organism in Eukaryota, Dinophyceae, Prorocentrales, Prorocentraceae.
AUGCGGGGCACGCCGCCGUUCCAGUUCGGGAGCAGGCUGCGGGCCCAGGUCAACGCCCUCCUGAGGCGGCCCACAGGCACGCUCGACGCCGAGGCCCUGAGCCUCGAGCAACGCCUGUGGACGGACUUCCGGAGCACGGUGGAGGCACCGGUGGUCCUCGUGGUCGGCGGCCAGAGCGAGACAGGGCGCGUCGUCUCGCGGCGGCUGGCCAGCGGCGGCUACCACGUGCGGCGGCUCGGCGCCAGCGCGCUGCGCCCCGAAGGCGCCGCGCGGCGUGGCGCCCACGAGGUUGUCUCGGACCUCUACGAGUCCGUGGCCGGCGUCGACAAGUUCGUCGUGUGCUCGGGCGGGGAAGCUGGGGCGCCGAGCGCGAAGCAGGUGCGGGACCUGCUCGCGUGCUGGCAGCUGUACCGGGCGGACUUCUCGGAGGGCCAGGGUGCAUACAGCGCCAAGGUUCGCCUCUUCAGCUUCGACCGCCAGACCGACCUCGAGCUGUGGGACUUGGAGCGCAGGCGCCACUCGGACGUGUGCUACGGAGACCACCGGGCCCGUUGGGCGCGCGACCCCUCGGGCAGCGCCCGUCUCGUCGGGCACUUCCUCGAGCCCUUCGGCCAGGUCCAGCUGCGGUCGCCGGUGCUCAAGCUCGACCUUCGGCGCUUCGGCGGCCUCGUGCUUCGGCUGCGCGGCCGGGCCCCCGGCAGCAGGCUCUCCUUCUUCCUCCGCACCGCCGACUUCGAGGAGUCCAGGGUGCAGUACGAGGCGGGCCUUCGGUGUGGGGAUACGGGCUGGCACGUGGUGCGGCUCCCCUUCCGUGCGUUCCAGCCGGUGCGUGCCGACGGCGUGGAGCUGCCAGAGGACGAGGCGGCGUCUCGGCCCCUUGACCGCUCCGGCAUCGUGCAGCUCGGCGUGGCGGUGCGCACCAGCCCCUCUGCGCCAGGGGCGGGAGGGGCAGACGGAGGGGGGCGCUUCUCGGUGGCCGUGCAGCACCUCUCAGCCUUCCGGACGCAGGCGGAGCCCCAGGUCGUGUGCGUCAGCAGCGGCGCGGAGGACGGCCUGCCCUCGUCGUCGGCCCAGGGCCAGCAGGACGAGGCGGGGGACGACCUCUUCCUCGACGGCGCCGCCGCCGCCCCGACCGAGGCGGAGCCGCCGAGCGGCCGCGGCGAGGCCGGGGGCCCCGCCGCGGCGGGCGCCGCCCCGCUGCGGCUCGACGAGGCCCUCGUCGAGCUGCGGGGGGGCCCGGCCUCUGCCCAGGCGGAGGACGAGAUCGCAGAGCCUCUCAGCAGCUCGGCGGGCACAGCCAUGCAGGCAGUCGUCGAGAGCGGCCUGGCGUACACCCUGAUCAAGGUGAAAGGCGUCAACGAGCACCCUGGCGGAAUGUACCCCAUCGCGGUGGUGCAGGACUGCGUCCAGGGCCUGCCGCUGUGCGCCGGCGCAGCGGGCCGCGCUGGCCUGCGGCGCAUCUCGCGGGGGGACGCGGCCGAGCUCGUGGCCGGCGCCCUCGUGGAGCCCGCGUGCGUCAACGCCGAGGUCUCUGCCGGGGAGGUGCGGCAGCAGGACACCCUGGGCCCCGAGGAGGUGUCGGGCUCGGAGGCGUUUUUUCAGGUCACCUCCACGAUGCAGGAGGACGUCAAAGCGUAUCUCAAGAGGCUGACGCCAAAUGUGUGA